AUGGAUCAUGAGCUCCCCACUGCUGAGGAGGACCUUGUGUGUACGGAAUUCGCCACGGACAAAGAAGCGCAAAAUUACUCUCAGCUGAGAGGUGCCUCCGCAAAUGAUCGCUGGCAAGCUCGCUGCGCCGACGCUUUGAUUAGAUAUCUAUUAGAUAUCUAGGCAUCUAUCUAAGAUAUCUGACUAAGAUGGGAGAUAGAUAGAUAAGGGCCAGAGCCCAAUUUUUUUAGAUAGAUAUCUAAUAUCUGCGAGAUUAUCUUAUCUAAUGGGGAACCCUGGGGUCGACACCGGCUGACCGACACGUCCACUCCAGCGUGCGCCUGCUCGACGACCCCAAACGACGCACAGAAGGUGGCAGCUCCCAAGACCACGGGCAAUUCACUAAAAGGCGUGAUCAACGAAGACCCAGCCAAGAAGUCCCAAGAUGAGCCUGCGGACGACACUACCACUACGUCGACCCCACCAUCAUCACGCCGCGACUUAGCGUCCCCACCCCCUCACACGAAGACCUUGACGGUUGGCACCACUACCGCGAAAACCAGUGCCUCACUUCUGUUUGCGCCGAUUUCUGAUGGAAAGAGCCAUGUCGCCGAUGUGGGCCCAUCCGCUGGCCACGCGGCCUCCACGCACCUCGAAUCCGAAGCAUCGCAUGCCCUUCACCUCGAGGACUCGGUGGUAUGUCGCGCGAGCUGAGAAUGCGACUCUGUGAUCUGGUUUAGUCUCGGCUGACGUCCUGUCGUUUGUUCAAGAUGCAGCGCAAACAGGCUCCCUCAGAGAACGGAACCAAGCGCAAACGUGCCUGGGGAGUUGCCGACGAGGUCGAUGAGGUCAAUACAGAAUCAGAGGUAAGGUCGAUCACCGAUAAUCGUCUAAAAGCUAAAUCUCCCAAGCUAAAUCUCCCGCCAAUCGGGAACGCCUGGACGUGCAGAAGGUCGAUACCAAGCCCGACUCAUCUUCCUCUCGCUUGAAUCUAAGCUCGGAAUCCGACGUACGUCCGAGCCCGGCCUGGCUUUCCUCUAGUCUAGCAGUAAGACGGCACUGACGAAGUGUAAACCCGCACAGAACUCUGAUGCUUCUGGUGACGGGGACGGCAGCGACGAGGAUUGCGGCAGUGAUGACAAGGAUGGCAACGUACCAUCCGAGACGGCCUUAGGUGAAGCUUGGUCCAAAAUAGCCAAGACGAAGGUCAUCUGCUCGGACGUAGACGACGAGCCCGACGACACGUUCGAGGUGCGCUCUUGUGUGCCUUGAGAGGAAUCCGCAUCCUGCUGACUGCCAUUGCGUCUCCUGCAGGUCUGUUCUCGCCAGUUGAAAGGCGCACACGCGCAUAUGGAUAACCCUUGCAAGGUGAGCUGUGACCGAUGCGAUCAUCCGCCACGCUUCGCGCCACUGACAAGAGUCAUGACCCACUGCUCUCUGGCAUCGACCGUCGUUGGCCUGCCAAUCUUACAGUCCUCGACCGAAGAACCCGAUGCCAAGAGCCUUGAAGAUGAGCUUGACCAGAUACGGCGCGAGCUCCAGGCAUUACGUGCCAUGCUUGAGCCAGUGAUCACGUUCAUCAACACGCCAAGUAUUGACCAUCUCAAGGUACGUGUGAUCUCCACGCGUGAGGACGCGAAGCAUAGAUCCAACUGACGAGACGUAUUCCACAACCAUUGGCAGAACCGACUCCCACCCGCCGUAAAAGUAUUUGUGGCUACCCCAUACUUUUACAAGCAAUUGGCCUCGGCCGAGUCUUUUGCAGUACGUGACCUUCACUUCGGUACCAGCGCACGAUUGUCUCAUACAGGCUUCAUCACCCGCAGAUGGUCUUGACGAAAAGCGGCAUCGUCCCUGUAGAAGCAUGUAGCAAAAACAUCACGUUCCGCCAGAACCUGCUCUCGAACAUUCCGGCUUUGUUGGUGCAGGGUCGUAGUGAUCUCCUCCGACACGUGAGCAGACGCCUCGCGCCUUGUGGUCUCCGAGCGGUCCUGACAAAAUUAUAACUCUUCCCAGAUCAAUAAAGCUCAAAAGGACAAAGCUACUCUCGGCCAUACCAUGCAGCAAUGGUACAAAGGCCAACAGGUUGCCAUAACCCAAGGACACGUCAUCUGCAGUGGUGGAGUAUACUGGUGCGUAUAUAUGAAGAGCUCGCCUCCACCCUCGAUCCUGACCCGCGCUUGUAAUCACCAUACCAGUGGCAGGCAAUGAAGGCUCCAAACAUCCUCGACCCAAAAGACUCCAAGGCCAACAGCUUCGCGAACAAGCUCAAGCGCUACGGUGACAGCCUCGCCAAAGACGCCGCGACAGCACACCUCGCGGGCGGCUACAAGAGAAAUGGGGGGUUUGAUCAUCAAACGUGAGCUUCGUGCUUCAUGGUGAGGUACAUGGCAUGAUCGAAUAUGCUGACACUUGGCGACUUUCUUGGCGCGUACAAGGUUUCUCUUCGACAUGGUCACGGUCAAGAUGAAGCGACAUUCCGGCAUCCGCACGGCAGGCCAGAAUACGCUCAGCGAACACACGAUACAAGCGGUCUGUUCUGAAGUUGUCGGUGAUCCCGCCAACAACCUCAGCUUUGCAAGCCGCGUAGCGGUGAGUGGCGCCCUCAGUCGACCACAUGCCGAACUUGGACUGACGAACGAUCCCCGGAGCGAACACAGGACGCAGUCCAGGAGAUGGGUUUUGCUUCGGGAAAGGCGAGGAAGACGAAGAAGACCAAGACCACCAAAGAUGAGAAGCAGAUCGAGGACGGGCAACCCUAA
Microbotryum saponariae is the source of this 2741-nucleotide messenger RNA. Lineage: Eukaryota; Fungi; Basidiomycota; Microbotryomycetes; Microbotryales; Microbotryaceae. The record is from the annotation of a GenBank genome assembly.